ACCAAAACCCAAUCACCGGCCUCCGAAUGCUUAUUCUACAAGUUUUGAUGACUCAUGAAUAGCCCAAUCGUUGAUAAAGAGAAUUUCUUCUUCUUUUUUAUCUGCAUGUAGACAUAGGUUAUGUCUACAUGCAGAGACAUUAUGGAAGAACAAACCCCGAUUUUGUUUUUAAAUUUGAAUAGAAUCAAGGGAGGAGGAGGAGGAGGAGGAAUAAGGAGACCGUUAUGGGUAUCUGUGCUGGUUCUGUUCACUGUAAUUGCUCUGUUUAGUCUACAUAUCAAUAGAGAAUAUUCAAUUUUCUCGAUCCCUUUGGAUUUCAUUUCGGGUCGGGUAGGAGUAGUGUCGGGUUAUCAACAGAAGAGCUGCUCUGAUUUCUUCAAACAGGUACCAGCGAGGAAGGUGGUGAAAUCAAUCAGGGAUUUCGGUGGAAUUGGGGAUGGAAAAACCUCAAAUACAAAGGCGUUUCAACGGGCCAUGGAGUUUAUGGCCCGUUUCACGGAGAGUGGUGGGUCCCAGCUUGUUGUUCCUAAAGGUCGAUGGCUUACUGGUAGUUUCAAUCUCACUAGCAAUUUCACGCUCUUCCUCGAAUAUGGCGCUGUUAUCCUCGGUUCUCAGGAUCCAAAUGAAUGGCCGAUAAUCGACGCUCUGCCUUCAUAUGGAAGAGGGAGAGAAAGACUGGGAGCGAGACAUAUUAGCCUUAUUCAUGGAAAUGGUCUCACCAAUGUUGUAAUUACAGGGGAAAAUGGGACUGUAGAUGGUCAGGGAAAGAUGUGGUGGGAUCUUUGGUGGAAUAGAACCCUGGUACACACCAGAGGCCACCUUGUUGAACUGAUUAACUCUCAGAACAUCCUGAUCCAAAAUCUUACACUCAUGAACUCCCCAUUUUGGACAAUUCAUCCCAUCUAUUGCAGGAAUAUUGUAAUCAGAAACAUGACUAUUUUGGCUCCUCUUAAUGCCCCUAACACAGAUGGCAUUGAUGCAGACUCCAGCUUGAAUGUCUGCAUUGAAGAUUGUUACAUUGAGAGUGGUGAUGACCUUAUAUCAGUGAAAAGCGGGUGGGAUCAGUAUGGUAUGAAAAUGGCUCGUCCAAGCUCAAACAUCAUUGUAAGGAGAGUGAAAGGCACAACCCCAACAUGCUCAGGGGUUGGUAUCGGCAGUGAGAUGUCUGGAGGUGUUUCUAAUGUCCUCAUAGAAGACUUAUAUGUUAGAGAUUCUGCAGCUGGUGUGCGGAUUAAAACUGACAUUGGAAGAGGUGGAUACAUCGUCAAUAUUACGAUAAAUAAUAUGAGAAUGGAAAGAGUGAAGGUGCCCAUUAGAUUUAGCAGGGGAGCAAAUGACCACCCUGACGAGAAAUGGGAUCCUAAAGCACUACCUAAAGUAAGCGGUAUUUUUAUCAGUAAUGUGGUCAGUCUAGAAUCAAAGAGACCUCCCUUGCUAGUAGGCAUAGAGGAAGCACCAUUUGAGGACAUACACAUGAAAAAUAUCAGUUUAUUUGGGCUAGCCCCAUCUAUGAAGUGGAAUUGUGAAUUUAUCUCUGGUUCUAGCUGCAGUGUUUUCCCUGCACCAUGUUCUCAGUUGCUGAAGAAUGAAUCAACAAUUCAGUGUCCAAAUUGAUGAAGCUUAGUGUUCCUUCUUCGCAACAAGCUUGGAUCGUCGGAAUUUCCAACUUGAAAUGAAUUUGAAUCAAGUUGCAAUUGAGAUGAUUUUGCCUUCGUGCAUCAGCAUGAAUCUCAAUGCACUUCUGGAGCACAAUCAUUCCUGACGAUCCCUGUUGCCCCAAAUAUCAGC
Molecule: messenger RNA, 1788 nt
Organism: Solanum verrucosum
Lineage: Eukaryota; Viridiplantae; Streptophyta; Magnoliopsida; Solanales; Solanaceae
Product: probable polygalacturonase
Exons: 5
Coding region: 121-1614 (497 amino acids)
Biological process (GO): carbohydrate metabolic process
Molecular function (GO): polygalacturonase activity
Source: RefSeq, a predicted model, not a curated record